CGAGCCACAGUCUCGGACUCAGUUAGAUGGUGUGGUCAUGGCGGAGCGGCGGGUGGAGUGUAUGUGGAAGAGACACAUCUCCGAGCAGCUGAAGCUCAGAGACCGAGUGCAGAGACAGGCCUUUGAGGAGAUCGUCCACCAGUAUAACCGUCUGCUGGAGAAGUCAGACCUGCAGGCUGUUCUGUCCGAGAGAUACCAGACUGACAAGUAUGACGUCCAGAGGGGACACGAGGCCAGUUUGGGUGCAGACUCGAGUCGCAGCGACGCCCUGCAGCAGGAAAUGGCUCAGAUGAGAAUCAAACACCAGGAGGAGCUGACGGAGCUGCACAAGAAGCGAGGAGAGCUGGCUCAGAGCGUGAUCGAGCUGAACAACCAGAUUCAACAGAAGGACAAGGAGAUCCAGAGCAACGAGGCCAAGAUGUUGGAAUACCAGCAGCAGAUUGCCAACCUGGAGGGAGACUGUCGGGACCUGAGGAGCUACCUGCAGGACCUGGAGAGGGCCAACCAGACCCUGAAGGACGAGUACGACGCCCUGCAGAUCACCUUCUCUGCUCUAGAAGAGAAGCUGAGGAAAACCACAGAAGACAACCAGGAGCUGGUGUCCCGCUGGAUGGCUGAGAAGGCUCAGGAAGCCAACAAGCUCAACGCUGAGAACGAGAAGGACAGCAAACGCAGACAGGCCAAACUGCAGAAGGAGCUGGCCGACGCUGCCAAAGAGCCUCUGCCCGUCGACCCGGACGACGACAUCGAGGUUCUGGCGGAGGACGGAGGGAAGGGCGGUGGAGAGACGUCACCUAACAGACCGCUCAGUAGGACUCCCAGUAAGAAAAUCUUGCAGCCUCCUCCUGGCGGUCUGCUGGACUCCAUCUCCAACAUAUUUGGCGUGUCUGAGUGUGUUCAGCCUGGACUCGUCCCACCACACUCCAGCAGGCGUCGACAUGCAAAUUCUUUCAGCUCGUCACCUGAAAACACUGAAGCCCCCUCAGGAGUGUGUGCAGAGGUUCGAGUCCCUUCAACAGCUCUGCACGUGUUUGAAGCCCAUGAUGGCGAGGUGAACGCAGUGAGGUUCAGCCCCGGCUCUCGUGUCCUAGCAACAGGAGGGAUGGACCGCAGGGUGAAGCUGUGGGAGGUCGUCGCCGGUCGCUGUGAGCCUAAAGGAGCUCUGACCGGCAGUAACGCUGGAAUCACCAGCAUCGAGUUUGACAGCACUGGCUCGUACCUGCUGGCUGCCUCUAAUGACUUUGCCAGUCGGAUCUGGACUGUGGACGACUACAGACUGAGGCACACCUUGACAGGUCACAGUGGGAAGGUGCUGUCAGCUCGCUUCCUAUUGGACAACGCUCGAAUUGUCUCUGGGAGCUACGAUCGAACGCUCAAACUGUGGGACCUCCGCAGCAAAGUCUGUAUGAAGACGGUGUUUGCUGGUUCCAGCUGUAAUGACAUCGUGUGCACGGAGCAGUGUGUCAUGAGCGGACACUUUGAUAAGAAAGUGCGAUUCUGGGAUAUCAGAGCGGAGAGUAUAGUGCUGGAGCUGGAGCUGCUGGGCAGAGUGACGUCUCUGGACCUGAACCAUGACCGCACCGAGCUGCUCGCAUGCUCCAGAGACGACCAGGUGAAGAUCAUCGACCUGCGCACCAACGCUGUCAGACAGACGUUCAGUGCUCAGGGCUUCAAGUGUGGAGCCGACUGGACCAGAGUCACCUUCAGUCCUGACGGCAGCUACGUGGCCGGAGGCUCAGCUGAUGGCGCUCUGUACAUAUGGAACGUCCUGACGGGUAAAGUGGACCGAACUCUGGACCGAAACCACAACUCCGCCAUCAACUCGGUGUCCUGGUCACCUUCAGGCGUGUACGUCGCCAGCGUGGAGAAAGGCAGCAAGGCCAUCCUGUGGUCUGACAUGUGAUUGGCUGAAGUGCGUGACAGCCUGAUGAUGUGGACAGCAGCAGACGGAGACGCUGAGGAGACGGAGACGCUGAGGACAGCGGAUGUUUUUGCGUUGGACGAAGUAUUUGGUGGAGCUGGUCUUGGUUGAACUCGGCAGCUGACAGACUGAAUCAGACUGUUUGUGUUGACGUCUGUCCAGCUGCUUGUCGCUCUGCCUUCAUGUCGACGUGUUGAACAUAAAAACAGCUUGAAUCACAUGUUUAUGUUUAAUCUUUUUGAUUCAGAAGCGUUUGAUGUUCCAGAAAAUCUUGUGUGGUUUUGAUUCAGUUUACUGAGACAGAAACUUCUUCCAGCUGGAAGCGAAGGAGGAUUCGAGAGUUAAUAAUAAAGUCUUUAACAGUGAA
Siniperca chuatsi (mandarin fish) is the source of this 2288-nucleotide messenger RNA. It is a transcript of the gene atg16l1, whose product is annotated as ATG16 autophagy related 16-like 1 (S. cerevisiae). NCBI's taxonomy places the organism in Eukaryota, Metazoa, Chordata, Actinopteri, Centrarchiformes, Sinipercidae. The coding region runs from base 38 to 1903 and encodes 621 amino acids. The record is from RefSeq and is a predicted model, not a curated record. Gene Ontology annotation, cellular component: autophagosome membrane. Gene Ontology annotation, molecular function: protein binding. The transcript is spliced from 21 exons. Gene Ontology annotation, biological process: autophagosome assembly; negative stranded viral RNA replication.